GUAAUCGUUGUGUAACCGUUGUGUAAUCGUUGUGUAACCGUUGUGUAAUCGUUUAGAUCUCUGUAACAUUAUGUUUGUUUGUGUUUUCCAGGAGCGAUUCACGGACGACUGUAGGUUCUGGGAGCGUUUCCAGGAGAGCAGUUACAACACUUAUGCCUCGGUGUUGCACCGGAACCACCGGACGGGACGGGACUGGUACGUGGCCCUGAACAAGAGAGGAAAAUCUAAGAUGGGCUCCAGCCCCAGGGUCAAAUCCCAGCACGUUUCCACGCACUUCCUCCCCAGGCUCAGUGUGCACAACCUGCAGAGCGUUCGUGGUUUCACCAUCACCGACAGGAGCAAAGAGAGGAGGAAAAAACAGGCGCCACUGCUCAAACCGCCCUCACAACCAUACAGGGAUGUUAAUUCAGAGACACGGAAGAGGGUGCAGACUGUCAAGUACUGGCCCAAGUUUCGGUUUGGAUAGACUACGAAGUGAUGAGGGAGGAAGUAAUACAAACUGUAUGUGUGUUAUAUGGAUUGACAGGAUGGAUUACUGGCCAACGUAAACAUGGACAUGACACCUGUUGUCCUCAACAACAACAACAACAAUCGCUGAACUUUUACUUUCCGUUAUUUCAAAGCAUUCCAGAUGUCAUAAAAUAGUGAGUUAAAAACCUAAGGGCUGUAACAUGCAGUCAUUAAGCUUUGUGAUUGUAAGGCUAUGAUGGUUACAAUGGUUGUACAGCUAUGAUGGUUACAAUGGUUGUACAGCUAUGAUGGUUACAAUGGUUGUACAGCUAUGAUGGUUACAAUGGUUGUACAGCUAUGAUGGUUACAAUGGUUGUACAGCUAUGAUGGUUACAAUGGUUGUACAGCUAUGAUGGUUACAACUGCUUCCGAAGGUGGUCCCCUUCGGGCCAAUUAAAAACACAAUAUGCGAUAACUAGUUCAUAUAUAGUUAGAACCACAAUAUGCGAUAACUAGUUCAUAUAUAGUUAGAACCACAAUAUGCGAUAACUAGUUCAUAUAUAGUUAGAACCACAACAUGCGAUAACUACUUCAUAUAUAGUUAGAACCACAACAUGCGAUAACUAGUUCAUAUAUAGUUAGAAACACAACGUGAGAUACAUUACAUUAUCAAAAGACACCUGCUCAUCAAACAUCUCAUUCCAAAAUCAUGGGCAUUAAAAUGGAGUUGGUCCCCCCCUUUGCUGCUAUAACAGACUCGAUUUCC
Oncorhynchus mykiss (rainbow trout) is the source of this 1216-nucleotide messenger RNA. The record is from RefSeq and is a predicted model, not a curated record. Lineage: Eukaryota; Metazoa; Chordata; Actinopteri; Salmoniformes; Salmonidae.